Molecule: messenger RNA, 807 nt
Organism: Adineta ricciae
Lineage: Eukaryota; Metazoa; Rotifera; Eurotatoria; Adinetida; Adinetidae
Source: the annotation of a GenBank genome assembly
AUGAGUAUUGCUGCAGCAAAUGAUACUGAAACAAAUGAUACAAAGGUUUGUAAGAAUGAAGUUGAACCGACACAGAGCGAACUGGCGACACUUGAGCAUGUUUCGGAUCGAUUUCCGUUCACAACUUGGCUUUUGAUCUUCGGUCAAUUAUGCGAACAAUUCGUUUAUUUCGGUACAUACAUUGUAUUUCAAAAUUACAUUCAAUUUCCAAUACCAACCAAUGGGGAAAAACAAGCAGGAGCACUUGGCUAUGGUCGAAAGAUGGCUACAGCCGUGACGAUGUCAUAUUCAUGUCUAUGUAAUCUAUCACCCAUUGCUGCUGCUAUUAUUGCUGAUCAAUUUUGGGGUAGAUAUAAAACAUUAACUGUCGCCUCGUUCAUCUAUUUCUUCGGUCUGAUCAUACUUGGAUUGNCGAAUUUUGAUUAUACGGUUCAACCAUGUUCAACUUGCCAGAAAUUUAAUAAUAUAACUGUUGCGUGGCAAAUUCCUGCUCGAUUUCUUAUCGGCAUUGGCGAGAUAUUUGCAGUUAUCAGUGGCAUUGAAUAUGCUUAUGUGAAAGCGCCAACUUCGAUGAAAUCAAUCGUCAUGGCACUGUUCGUUUGUGCAAGAGCGGUUGGAAGUUUACUGAAUGUUUCACUCGUACCAGUGAAUACUGAUCCAAUCAUUAUUUGGAUGUAUGUCUCAUUGGCUAUUGGUACGUUUAUCAUUGGAAUCAUCUUUUACCUGUGUCUUCGAAAUGAUGACAAGCAGAUGUUAUUGAAAGGCGCACCAAUACAUGCAGAAUCAACGCUAAAUGUUGCAACAUGA